UCCAUUGCGAACAGGGUCGGUUGUGUGAUUGAGUGGUUGCGUUUUUCCAUUGAAUUUCCAUUUUAAAAGUAAAGCAGAGGAGAAAAAAGCUAAAAUUUCCAUCACGUAAAACCGUUCAAUGUAUCAGCUCAUCGUGGAAGUGAUCGCCAAGCUUAACGUCUUGAUCAAUUACACCGACGAAUAUCCGUCGAUGGACUUUACCGUUUACGACUAUCCGCGUGAGAUUUGGCACCUUAAGCCCGGCUGGGAGGUGGCCCUGAAAACGAUCACCUUUCUGCCCCUGGUACUGUUCGGUGUGCUCGGCAAUGCCGUCCUGUGCUGUACACUCGUCCAGAUACGUGCCCUCCGGACGCCAACGAACCUGCUCAUAGCGAACCUAGCCGUCGCCGAUCUGGCCACGCUCGUCAUCUGUCCGCUGAUGUUUAUGUUUCACGAUUUCUACCAAAACUACGUGCUCGGUGCGAUCGGGUGCCGGACGGAGGGUUUCCUGCAAGGUUCCCUUCUCAUCACGUCCGUCCUGUGUCUGUGCGCGAUCAGCUACGAUCGGUUGACGGCGAUCGUGUUUCCUAAGCGCUCACGCCUUACCAAGCGCGGUGCGGUUGGGUUGAUCGUCGCCUGCUGGGUCGGGGGCUUUCUGCUCGCCCUGCCGCUCAGUCUGCACCGAGCGUACCGGGAGCGCCAGUGGAAGAACUAUCUCGAGACGUACUGUGCGGAAAACACGACUUUUCUACCGAGCUACUGGCACGUGCUGAUCGGCGCACUCGUUUGGUUUCCGCUGCUGGUAAUGUUCUGCUGCUACAGCCUGAUCUUCCUCAAGCUGGACCGGUACGAGCGGCGCGUACUGCGCAAGGAGCAUCCGAUCUCGGUGUCGUACAAGCGGAAGGUAGCGAAAACGUUGUUCAUCGUGCUGAUCGUGUUCGUGCUGUUGCGCAUACCGUUCACGACGCUCGUGUUUGUGCGCUACAAUCGCUAUCUGAACGACAAUCAGAAUCAGAUUGGCAAUGAUUUUCUCAUCCUCUGGUACGUUUCACACUACCUCAUGUACCUAAACGCUGCCCUCAAUCCGCUCAUCUACGGCCUGACGAAUGAAAACUUCCGCAAAGCGUUCCACAAGAUAAGUCUUUCCCGCCUGCUGUGCAUUCCCGCUCUGGCAAGCCGCGGUCGCUCGUCGGCUGGAAAGCACCCAAAGCACGCCCGCAACGGAAAGCGUAACAUGGGGAAACUAGAUCCGGCGCUUGGCAUUGCCACGAUUGGAGGUCGCUUGCAGCCCCGGGCACCCUGCGGCACGAACGACAAAAUGGCCAACCUGUCCGGAUGGGUACUGUGUCCAGCGGGGCACGGUGGACCCGAUUCCCAGCCAACGAGCCCCUCGAAAGAUACCAAAACUUCCCACCUCAAGCUUACGACGGACACGUUUGGCGGCGGUGAUUCGGAAAUGCCACGCAGUACGACACUCGUUUCGGACGGAUUUAUGUGACGCAGCAGGGGCAGUGUUGUUGUCAGUGUACUGGUGUGUAUGUCAAUAAAAAGUGCCUGUCUGUGUA
Messenger RNA from Anopheles arabiensis, 1544 nucleotides. Its product is annotated as neuropeptide FF receptor 2-like. The coding region runs from base 119 to 1477 and encodes 452 amino acids. The record is from RefSeq and is a predicted model, not a curated record. Gene Ontology annotation, biological process: G protein-coupled receptor signaling pathway. NCBI's taxonomy places the organism in Eukaryota, Metazoa, Arthropoda, Insecta, Diptera, Culicidae. Gene Ontology annotation, molecular function: G protein-coupled receptor activity. The transcript is spliced from 4 exons. Gene Ontology annotation, cellular component: membrane.